Molecule: messenger RNA, 6514 nt
Organism: Venturia canescens
Lineage: Eukaryota; Metazoa; Arthropoda; Insecta; Hymenoptera; Ichneumonidae
Gene: Fancm
Product: FA complementation group M
Exons: 14
Coding region: 419-5917 (1832 amino acids)
Biological process (GO): double-strand break repair via synthesis-dependent strand annealing; interstrand cross-link repair
Molecular function (GO): ATP binding; four-way junction DNA binding; four-way junction helicase activity
Source: RefSeq, a predicted model, not a curated record
AUUCUCGUAUAUUUUUACACUACAGGUUUCCCUUAUCAGACAAUAUUUAUGUAUUACCUACGUUAUCGCACCUUACAACGCCAUCCUGUGUCAUUUCGCGCAUAAACGUUGAUUUUUCAAAUUUCUGAUUAACCGGGAAAAAACAAAAGUUAAUUGUGUGCUGUACGCUUCAAUCUUCAGUACAUCCUUGACAGUUGAAAAAUGUUAUGGGACCCAUGAAAUUUUGAGGUUUUGAGUGCCAGUGAAAAAUGUUAUUGAUCUAAUAGAUCGAAAUCUCAUGGAUUCUUGGUGCAGAUACGGCCAAGAUUUUAUCGUAAACUAGUUACGCAGUUUUGAUAAAAUUUCUUCAAUGGUUCGUGUAUGAAAUUUUGGAGAAAUUCAACCGUUUUGAGAAUGUUGAAUUGAAACUCAAGGUCCAAUGGACGAACCGGUGAAAUCCCCACCUUCAAUCUCCAGAUUUUCCGAUGACCCAAGCACCAGAGGCUUUGAUCAAUCAGCCGGUGCCCAAUGGAUUUAUCCAGAGAAUUAUCCCUUGCGGGAUUAUCAAUUCAAUAUUGUGAAAUCUGCGCUUUAUCACAAUACUUUGGUUUGUUUACCAACAGGUCUUGGAAAAACAUUCAUAGCUGCAGUUGUGAUGUACAAUUUUUGGAGAUGGUAUCCUAUGGGAAGAAUAGUAUUCUUAGCUCCGACGAAACCCCUCGUUGCACAACAGAUAAAUGCAUGUCACGAUAUCAUGGGAAUACCAAACGAGGAGACAAUAGAACUCACCGGUUCUAUGGACCAGAAGAAACGUCAAGUAGCUUGGAACAACAAUGCUGGAGCAAGAGUCAUAUUCGCAACUCCACAGGUUUUUCACAAUGACCUGGAAAAAAAUAUAGUACCAGCCGAGCUCGUAAAAUGUGUGGUUGUGGAUGAAGCACACCGAGCCUUAGGGAAACACUCUUACUGUGAGAGUGUUCGAAUAUUAAGUGAGAAGAACAAAUUUUUUCGAGUUCUCGGUCUGUCCGCAACACCUGGUGGUAAAUUGGACGCUGUUCAAGAUGUCAUUAGGAAUUUAUACAUUUCUCGACUGGAAUUGCGAGACGAUACAUCACCGGACAUAAUACCUUACAUCAACAAACGCAAACUCGAUAUUAUUCUCGUAGGUUUAGGAGAAGAUUUAGAAAAAUUUAAAGAUCGGUAUAUUAUUAUAAUGGAUCCUCAUGUACGUGUUCUCCUUCAAAAUAAUAUAUUACGUGGAAAUACCAGCAACUUGUCGAAAGGGAGAAUUUUCCACAUAAACAAAGAGUGGCACCAGAGACCCAAACAGGGCAACAAUCAUGGACUCAUAACAAAAACUUUGAUGAUACUUCUAACAAUGUAUCACGCUUACGAAUUAAUGAUUCGUCAUGGUCUACGAGCUUUCUACAAUUUUUAUCAAAAGCAUGAAGACAAAUUUUGGUUAAGUAGCGAGCACGCGUUGGCGGAAUUACUAGAAGAAAUAAAUUAUUACCUUGGCCCAUUUCCGGACAUUCCUUCGAUAUUGACGGAAAGUUAUCCAAUUAUUCCGGAAGGUAUUCGAUUCGGUCACAACAAAUUUUACAAGCUAAAGGAGAUCUUGUUAAGACAUUUUGAGAAUUACCGGAACAAAGACGAAGAAACAAGAGCCAUCGUUUUCAUUGAGUUCAGAGACAUCGUGAACGAAGUGUACGUUCUUCUUCUACAAGCAAUGCCUUUGUUACGGCCGCAAAAAUUUGUUGGACAGGCAGGUCAAAAAAGGAAAGAACAGUCGAAAGCUCUCGAGGAUUUUCGUUCUAACAAAGCCAACGUCCUCAUUUCAACAUCAGUCGGAGAGGAAGGUUUGGACGUAGGUGAAGUGGAUUUGAUAGUGUGUUUCGACACUACUCAGGUCAAUCCAACUCGUUUGGUCCAGCGGAUGGGAAGAACGGGACGGAAACGUGACGGUCACAUAAUCGUGUUAGCAACAAAUGGAAAAGAGCAUGAGACCUUAAAGUCUUCGAUGUCACGAAGAGAUUCUCUCAAUAAUAAAGUCUUACAUUCGAGUGGGAUAUUGAGUGCUCUUUAUUUGGAAAGUCCGCGAAUGGUCCCCAUGGAUCUUCAACCAGAGUGUCGGAAAAUAUGCGUUAUAGCACACCCCAAAGUUGCCGGGCCUUCUAAAAGAAAAGGAAAAACGAAAGAACCGAAGAAACCACGCAAAAAAGCCGAAACCAAUAACAAAACUAAGAACACAAAAAAUCCUGUUGUCUCUGGAAGUCACUCACUAAUGAAAUUUUUCAAACGAACGAAAGAAGAUUUCGAAAUGGAAAGUGAUAACGAAAUCGUGGAUUUGACGAUGAACAACGUCCCUCAAUCGGUAUCUCACGCAUUAAAAGUUCCUCAAUGCAACAAUAGUACUGUAAAAUUGAGUAACAUAAAGCUACUUACUUCGGACGAUGCUGCAAUAGAAUUUCUGACGUUGUGCACGAUGAAGAGAUCCCAAAACGAGCGUGCGAAUGAUGGUGGACGGAAAACAAAUCCUUAUUUUCCUUCGUACUAUGAGAAACACGAAGAAAUAAAUUUCAAUUUCGAAAUACCGAAUUUGAAAAUUCUGGAUUGUUUAGAAACGCUGGAGCCUUACGUCGAGCCGAUAACGAAUUACGGAAACAACGAAGCAUCGAUAUUUCACGAAGACAACGAACAUUUUCGGCCUUCAGGAUGCUUUGAAGAUUUGUAUCAAAACCAGAAUCCACAAAACGACGACAAUGAUUUGUGUGAUUUGAAAUUCGAGGCACUGCUCGAUGAUUCCAGUAGCGACAGUGACAAAACGCGGAUUGAGCCAUUGGAGGACGACAAACAUGAUUAUCCGAUCGACGAAACAGUCGACUGGGGUGAAAGUGUCUCUGAAUUUCAAUUAGAUCUCGACGAAUGGUCGGACGAGAUGAGAAUGACGCCUGUAAAGAACGGAUGGAACGAUGACGACGCUCCGGAGCCAACCACCGCGUCCCGCAGCCCUGAUAAAUCGACUGAGAACUUAAAAAAUGUCGUCGAGAGCUCUUUGAAAAUGAAGGCAACCGAGAAAUCAACUGUUGAACCUGUCAGAAUGGAAGACAACGCAGAUGGUGAAUUCAGCGUUUUCGAACAGUUGCUAAACCAUGAUUCAGAAACGAAUUCUGAAGAUAAUAAAGCGAAUUCCGUCGAGGACGGAACAAGCAAUGAUUUAAUUGAUAAAUCAGGAGCUUUCGAAGAUCUGUUGAACGAAGAUUCGGAAACGAGUUGUGAACAGAAUAAAUCGAAUCCCGUGGACAACGAGACGUGCAACGAUUUAGUUGAAAAAUCACAAGCUUUCGAAGAUCUGUUGAACGAAGAUUCGGAAACGAGUUGUGAACAGAAUAAAUCGAAUCCCGUGGACAACGAGACGUGCAACGAUUUAGUUGAAAAAUCACAAGCUUUCGAAGAUCUGUUGAACGAAGAUUCGGAAACGAGUUGUGAACAGAAUAAAUCGAAUCCCGUGGACAACGAGACGUGCAACGAUUUAGUUGAAAAAUCACAAGCUUUCGAAGAUUUUUUGAACGACGAAUGGGAAACGAGCUCAGAAAAAUGUGAUUCUGAUGCGACGGUCGACGGGCUCGGGGAAACGAACGUUUUCGAUAAUUUACCCGAUGACGAUUCUUCCACGAAGUCAGGCCUCAACAAUUUCCAAGAGAAGAACGUCGCUCUCAUUGAAAAUGAAGAAAUCGAAGUUAAUUCGAAAGAGAAACCUGAAGAAUUUGCACGUAUUUUGGAUUCCCUGUCAGACGACAGCGAAACACAAUUCGACGGGGAAUUCAGUGUUAAUAAAAAAAACAGCCAAGUUUCGAGCACUAAAUCAACGAAGCACAUCAGAUAUUCGCAUGAUGAAAUCGCCGAUUCGAUCGAAAAUCGCGACAAGCUAAUUCCAUCGCGUGGAGCAUCUGAAAAAAGCCAUGACGACUCGAUCGAUUUACUAGACGGUUUCGAAUCACGAAAUUCCCAAAAUUCUAAUUGCGAAAAAAGACAUUUUGGAGUAAUUUCCGAAAUAUUGACGAAUUCGAGGAGUUCUGCUUUCAAAAAUUCGACUCCUAAAACCUCCAAACAAGAACUCCCCGGCGUAGCGUUGUUGACGCACCACGAGACAAGCGAGCGAACUAGCGCGACGAGUAAUAUUGUAAACAUCGAUACUCAAGGUCACGAAAUGUCGCGCUCCUUCGACGGCGAGUCUGAGAACUCGCGUUUUCGUGAAAAUGACAACAGCUGCGAUAGACAAUGCACGAGCAAAGUUAACGUCGAGGAAGCAUCGGAAUCGGACGUAGAUAUUUUCGGAGCUGACGAUCUUCUCGUCGAUUCGGAUUUCGAGGAGCAAAUCAACGAAAUUGAAAAGAGUGCUGGAAGCAAUACAAGUGCAUUGAAAAAGGACGCAAUUUUUGAAAAUUAUCUUGAUAAAAGUGGGGAAAAUGUUGUCGUUGAAAAGCCUGAAAAUAUCGGAGUAAACGGAGAUAACGAAAGUGAACAAAUUCCCGAGAUCGAAAUACCUGAGAAUCCCAAAAUAAAUGCCAACGACAGGAGCGAAAAAAGCGUCGAUUCCGGUGUUUUAACCUCAGCUGGAAAAUCGGAAAAAAUAGCUGAGCAAUCGAUCCCCGAAGACGCAAAAAUCUGGCCAAAACGUGAUAUCGUUCCCCGAAAUUCGACAGAAUCAGCAAAUUCGUCGGUUCGAUUAGCGGCGUCGGAUUUCGACCUCGACGAUUGUGACUGGGAUCCGAUCGAUUUUGAGAUUCCUGUUGUAGAUUCUCGUGCACCGAGGAACGACAAAAACAUCGUAAGAGGUGCGGGAUCGAAGAGCACCUGGAUCGAUCGACCCGAGAGUGAAUCGAGCGAGGUUAAAAAUUCGGGACAUUCCCCAAAAGCCACCGGUUGGUUAUCGACGGAAAAACCGAAGCCUCGUCUUUCGUUGAGUAAAAAAUUAUCGCGAAAUAUUUGUAACAGUUUUUGGAAGGGUAGUAGAAACGAGAGAGAGUCGGGAAAACGUGACUCGGAUUCGGAAAACGAUUUCACAGUUCUGAGACUCGAAACAAAGUUUUCCAAAAAUUUUGACGACGAUUGUUUCUCCAAACCUCGCCCAGUAUCGGCAAUUAAAAAGCCCGAAAUAUCCACGACGAUGAGCAAGUCGGUCAGGUCGGUCAGGGGUCCGUUGUCCUUGAAACGGUUCGAUGUAAAUAAAAUCGAAGAAACGAAAUUCUCACGAUUCGCUGCGCCUCCAAAAUACAGAGAAAAAGAAACGAGCCACGGUACGAGUGGCGUAAAGACACUGGGGAUUGGGGAACCGAGAUCACUUUCCUGCAAUCUCGACAAUAGAAAAAGAAAAAAAGUACAAAUGCAUUCGAGUGCUGCUAAAAGGCUUCGUCCAAAAAACGCUUUCAUCGACGACGAAGCUGAAGUCUCCACUGAUGGUGAACUUUCUUCCGGCAGCUCGGGAUGCGAUGACGAUCUCGAUGGGUUCGUUAGUUACACACAAAAUGUCGACGAUUCAGUCGACAUGCAAGCUCAUUAUCUACAAACAGUGAGAAGUCCGGUGAACGCGCGCGGUUUUCAUUUCAAAAAAUCUAAAGAUCCGAACCCAGACCUGCAAAUUUACUCACAACCGCUGCUCGAUGAACCCAACCAUUAUAUCAAUGAUUCGUUCUGCGUCGACGAGGAGGAUGAAGUAUUCGAGGAAUGUGUAACGAGCGAUGAGUUGACGAGGCUCGAAAAGUUGGAAACGGAGCUGAAAAGGAAGAAACGAAAACGUACUGAAUCUGCAGAAUCACGUGCCAAGCGGAAACGAAAAGUUCUCGCAUCUACGCACGACACAACGAGCAGCGAGGAUGAAACGGAGAAUCUUCGACGACAAAUCCAAGAAGAAUCGUUUACGCUAAAAAAUAGAUGAAGAUGAAAUAUUUUUUUCAAUCUUUAUAUUUAUGAGAAAUAUUUCGAUGGAACAACCGCUGAGCUUUAUCCUUAUCGAAAUGAAUCUUCUGUGAUAUUACGCCGACUGAGAGCUGUAUGAACUUGAAAUUGUUGAUAGCCAAAAGUGUUGAUAGAAAAGUCUAAAAUAUAAUCUCAAAAUUGUCAUUUUUCGUGUAGCUGGAACCGUGUUAAUUUAUGUUCACAAAAUCACUCAGCUGUCCGAUGUGACGUGAAAAUAAUUGUUUGUUGCGUUCAAAAUCAUUUGGAGCGUCCGUUAUUUAUUUUCGGUCUAGUGAAGUCAGCCUAAUUAUAGAAUCUUUAUCGGCAAGAUCCGAUCGUUUAUUUGAUUAUCAUGCAAUACUUUCUCCCUUUCGGCGUCCCCGAUUAAAGUAUCAUUUCCAGUGUUAGAUGUUUAAAUUAUUUGAAUUUUGUUUUCUUACGCUGACAAUACAAAUAUAGAUUGCAGUAUUUCACGUUUAAUUAUUAGUGUUUAAUUUAGUGGCUAAAUUUCGUGCUUGUACGCAAUCAUAUUCAUUCCAAGCAUUGAAAGAAUAAAUGCGAUGUUUUCAAGACCAAA